Messenger RNA from Chlorella variabilis, 396 nucleotides. RefSeq lists its product as hypothetical. The transcript is spliced from 3 exons. Gene Ontology annotation, molecular function: protein serine/threonine kinase activity; ATP binding. The record is from RefSeq and is a predicted model, not a curated record. The annotation marks the transcript as partial. NCBI's taxonomy places the organism in Eukaryota, Viridiplantae, Chlorophyta, Trebouxiophyceae, Chlorellales, Chlorellaceae. Gene Ontology annotation, biological process: protein phosphorylation.
GCGCCCGAGGUCAUCUCGGGGCGCGGCCACGGCAAGGCCGUUGACUGGUGGAGCGUGGGCAUCCUGCUGUUUGAGAUGCUCAACGGCAUGCCGCCCUUCCGCGCCAAGGGCCGCCAGCAGCUGCAGAAGCUGAUCACCACCGCCAAGUUCAAGCUGCCCUCCUACCUGAGCAGCGAGGUGCAGAGCCUGGUGAAGGGCCUGCUGCAGAAGGAUGCCAGCAAGCGGCUGGGGUACGGCCCUAGCGGGUCGGCAGACGUCAUGGGGCACCCCUUCUUCAAGUCUGUGGACUGGAGGAAGCUGGAGGGGAGGCAGAUCGUCUCCCCCUUCAAGCCAUCCAUCAAAUCCAUCGAGUCUGUAGAAAACUUCGACCGAAUUUGGACAGACCUCCCGCCGCAC